UGCUUAUUGGCGCUUGCUACUUAACGCUAGAUUGACAGAUCUGGGCGCCAGCCAGUCUCUCUACGGCGUGCGACAGUAUUGGGGCGGCAUGGGGCAAUGGAGAUCGCUCGAUGGCAGGCAGGGGACAGCAGGAGGGAUACACGGUGUUUGAUCAGAUUGUCGAGAAGGAAGGAAUAGAAGGAGAAGAAGCCGCUAGUCCACAUUCACUAUAUCCGCCUUGCGGGACGCACGCUCGGCUUGCGCAUGCGCAGAAGGAAGACCUGGAUUGGAUUGUUGACAGUCACAAUUUCUCGUCCCAACCAAUGCAGAUGCCCCGGAGGGGUGGAGCCUGGCUUUCACUGGCCCGCACGCCUUCUUCCCGCGGGUUUCGUAGCGUCGCCAGUGUUUGUGCGAGUUCUUCGCGUCCGAGCCAUGGAAUCGGGACUGAUCCGACGACUGGCCCCACGCCUGGGCCUCGCCGAGCCGGAGGUGCUGAGGAAAGCAGAGGAAUACUCGCGACUGUCCCAGGUGAAGUGUGUUGGCCUGUCUGCCCAUACCACAGAAACCAGCAAUGCAGUCAUGUGCCUGGACCUGGCAGCUUCCUGUAUGAAGUGCCCUUUGGACAGGGCUUAUUUAAUUAAACUUUCUGGUUUGAACAAGAAGAUGUAUCAGAGCUGUCUUAAAUCUUUUGAGUGCUUACUGGGCCUGAAUUCAAAUAUUGGAAUAAGAGACCUGGCUGUACAGUUUAGCUGCACAGAGGCAGUAAACAUGGCUUCAAAGAUACUGCUAAGCUAUGAGUCCAGUCUUCCUCAGACGCAGCAGGUAGAUCUUGAUUUAUCCAGGCCGCUCUUCACCACUGCUGCACUACUUUCAGCGUGCAAGAUUCUAAAGCUAAAGGUGGAUAAAAACAAAAUGGUAGCCACCUCCAGUGUUAAAAAGCCCAUAUUUGAUCGACUGUAUAAACAAUUAGAGAAGAUUGGGCAGCAGAUCGACAAACCUGGAGAUUUACCUGUUCUACCACAGAAGAAGAGGAAGAUAAUGGUUGAACCCCCAGCAAAGGAAAUAGAGAACACAGUAGAGAUCCCAAGUAAACCACAGAAAGAUGAAAAUCUGACACAGGAUUAUGAAGAAUGGAAAAGGAAAAUUUUGGAAAAUGCUGCCAGUGCUCAAAAGGCUACAGGAGAGUGAUUUCAGCUUUCAGACUGGUAUGUGCGGCAAACCAGUAGUAUAUUACCACCUCCCAGAAGAUCUGAGGGCUUUGGAAUUUCAUUUGAACUUUUAUAACUAGGAUCCUAAGACAAUUGUGUUAAUAGCAAAGAAGCCAGCAGUUCAGGGCAUUGGGCUGGCCCCUGACCUGGGCAACAGAGAUCAACCACAGUGUCUGACUGGCACAGCCCCAGCUUCCCACCAGUCUGUGUUCUCCCACAAAAUGGAAUUGAAGCCAUUUUGCUUUUUUACUUUGUUUUAAAAUAAAAGGUAGUCUUUUGUCCUGCCCAGGAUAUAAAGUUCAGAGUGAGUGGAAUCUGACAAGUUGUACUUCAAAGUUUUAAGUUUUUGGUUUAAUUAAAUCAAUAUAUUGUGUGACAUAAAUUAAUAAAUGUUAUUUUUCUAUGCGUUCAGGUAGCACUUGUCACCCCUUAGAGGGAUCCUUGUUAUGCCAAAAGCAUUGUCUACUCUAGCAGGAACACACAGAUUUACACUGAGUCGCGCUGCUCACCAGUGCAUAGACUCAAACUAGACUUUCUAGGUUUAGAAGCCUACUCAGCAACUUUCCACCUGUGAAACCAUGAGCAAAUUAAUUAUCUUUAUGCCUCAUCAAUAAAAUAGGAAUAGGGGCCAGCAGAUGGCAUAAUGUAAUACAUCUCUGGAC
This is a messenger RNA of Tupaia belangeri chinensis (Chinese tree shrew), 1849 nucleotides long. RefSeq names its product origin recognition complex subunit 6 (gene ORC6). Bases 244 to 1167 code for a protein of 307 amino acids. The transcript is spliced from 7 exons. Gene Ontology annotation, molecular function: DNA binding. The record is from RefSeq and is a predicted model, not a curated record. Lineage: Eukaryota; Metazoa; Chordata; Mammalia; Scandentia; Tupaiidae. Gene Ontology annotation, biological process: DNA replication initiation; DNA replication. Gene Ontology annotation, cellular component: nuclear origin of replication recognition complex.